UUAAGGCAGAAGCAACCAACGGAGAGAGAGGCCGGUUGGGAUAUCCAAUUCCAUCGUUCAUGAUGAUGGGGAACGUCGGUGAUGGCUGGAAUCGGGGGAUAACGUAUUGGCUGGCGGAACAGCCGGCCAUCGUGGGGUUCCGGUGGAGCCACGUUUACGCCUGGGGCGCCACCUGGUCCUUCCUCGUCUCCUCCCUCGCCGCAUACGCCGCCCUAGCCCUCGCCCUCGACCUCUUCCUCCGCCUCUUCCGCCGGAGUCGGCCAAUCCCCUUGGGGCCCCUUCCCGCCCUCCACUCCCUCGCCAUGGCCCUGGCCUCCGCUGCCAUCUUCCUCGGCCUCCUCAUCUCCGCCGCCGCCGAGAUCCGCGACGCCCGCUGGUGGUGGCGCGGCCGCUUCCGCACCACCGCGUUCGAAUGGCUCCUCUGCUUCCCCCUCGGCACCCGUCCCUCCGGUCGCGUCUUCUUCUGGUCCUACGCCUUCUACCUCUCCCGCUUCCUCCACCUCCUCCGCACCUUCCUCUUGAUCCUCCGCCGCCGCCGCGGCGCCCUGCCCAGCGUCUUCCGCCACUCCGCCCUCGUCUGCAUGUCCUUCCUCUGGCUCGAGUUCUCCCAGUCUUUCCAGGUCGUCGCCAUCCUCUCCGCCACCCUCGUCCACGCCGUCGUCUUCAGCUACCGCUUUUGGGUCGGUGUCGGCCUCCCCGCGGCCGCCCGGAGCGGGGCGAUCCUCGUGCUCGCCUGCCAGGUGGCGCUGACCGGCUGCAACGCGGUGUGCCACCUGGGGUUCCUCCUGCUCCACUUCGCCAAGGGCGGGUGCAACGGCAUCGGCGCCUGGGUCGUCAACUCGGUUCUCAACGCCGCGCUGCUGCUCCUCUUCGUCGACUGCUACGUCAAGACGGUGGUCAGGAGAAAGAAAGGCGAAAGCUUGGAGGAUGACAACGGCAGCAACCACCAUUUCGGUGGCCAUCAUCAUCACUAUCAGAACAAAGCUGAAUUCUUUGAGACGAAGAAGGAGCAAUGAAUCAUUUAGCGAUCUAAUGAAGAAAAAAGAAGGGGGAGGACUUGAUUCAGCCUCAUAAACAAAAGAAUUUGCCCCUGCAAAUACUACAACUAUAGAAGCAUCUCACUCUUCGAGUGUUUUUGGUCAGCUAAGCUAUUAGUGUCUUCCCAGAUGGAUCCAAACUUGGGGCUCUUUUUGCUGUACUUGUAAGCAACUUGUUCUGCAACCUUGAGUACCAUAGUCGGUGCCAUGCCUCUUCUUCCACUCCUCUGCUUCGUCUGGAAGAAAAGAUGAGACUCCAGAAUGUAAACAAUUUUGCAGAGAGAGAGAUAGAGAGAGAGAGAGAGAGCAACAAAAAUCUUCCGUUGCAUGUAAUAACUCUCAUGUUUUUUUUGCUUUAAUGCACCCACAUACCCACACAUCUAUCUACAAGAACAACCUUUUUGGUUCA
This is a messenger RNA of Musa acuminata subsp. malaccensis (wild Malaysian banana), 1446 nucleotides long. Its product is annotated as fatty acid elongase 3-like. Gene Ontology annotation, biological process: fatty acid elongation, monounsaturated fatty acid; sphingolipid biosynthetic process; fatty acid elongation, saturated fatty acid. Gene Ontology annotation, cellular component: endoplasmic reticulum membrane. Gene Ontology annotation, molecular function: fatty acid elongase activity. The record is from RefSeq and is a predicted model, not a curated record. Lineage: Eukaryota; Viridiplantae; Streptophyta; Magnoliopsida; Zingiberales; Musaceae.